Anoplophora glabripennis (Asian longhorned beetle) is the source of this 3945-nucleotide messenger RNA. Its product is annotated as protein argonaute-2. The transcript is spliced from 5 exons. Lineage: Eukaryota; Metazoa; Arthropoda; Insecta; Coleoptera; Cerambycidae. The record is from RefSeq and is a predicted model, not a curated record. Gene Ontology annotation, molecular function: RNA binding; protein binding. Bases 89 to 3580 code for a protein of 1163 amino acids.
GACCAGUGACAGGUGACGGGUGCUAAGUUAGAAUUUGUCAUUUGUAGUUUCGAGGAAAAGAAAUCCAUUGUAGAAAUUUUAUUGUAAAAUGGCUGGCAAAAAGAAAGGAAAAAAAGGAAAAUCCCAAGAUACAGAAGGGCAGUCUUCAGGCUCUCAACAACAAGGAAGUUCUGGUGAUCAACCUCCUCAAAGGGGUCCUCAGUCACAACAACCACAAGGAGGUCCAACGCCUCAACAACAGCAACAACGCGGUCCUCAAGGUCAUCAACAACCACAGCAGGGUCCUGAAGGACGCCAGCAACAGCAGGGCCCUCCAAGACAACAGCAACAACAACGGGGUCCUCAAGGUCAUCAACAACCACAGCAGGGUCCUCCAACACAACAACAAGGUCCUCAAGGACGCCAGCAACAAGGCCCACAAGGCCAACAACGGCGACAAGGUCCUCCAGGUCAACAACAAAGGGGUGCUCAAGGCCAACAACAGCCUUGGGGUCAUCAAGGACAUCAACAGCAACAAUGUCCUCCAAAUCAACAACAAAGGGGUCCUCAAGGCCAACAACAACCUUGGGGCCCUCAAGGUCAACAACAACAACUGCAGCAAGGUCCUCCAGGUCAACCGAGUCAUCAUGACCAACAACGACAGCAGGGUCCAAGGGGAGGUCAACAAUCACAAAGAGGUCGGGGACGGGGUCGCCCAUAUCAAGAUACACAAAGGGAAUCGCCAUCACCACAUCCUCAACCGCAAGAGUUUUCUCAACCUCCACAGCCAGAGUACCAGCAAUCACGGGGUCCUCCAGGUCAACAAUUACAAGGUCCUCCAGUCCAACAACCACAGCAGGGCUACCAAGGUCACCAGCAGCAGCAAUCGCAGAGAGGCCGAGGCCGGGGCCGUGGCCGAGGUGGAGCUCAACAGGGCAUACAAAGAGAUUCGCCAUCACCAUAUUCGCAACAAGUUGGCCAACCCCAAGACUCUCCCCAACGUCAACAACCACAGCAAACAAGUGCAAUGGCAGGACCUAGUAGCUCUAAAGCUGACUUAACUGAAGGACAAAUAUCGAGCCAAAUAUCUGCAAUGCAGAUAAGUAAAACUGAAUAUGGUCAAGGUGAUAGCCAAUUGGUUCCAAUAGAGUCAAAGAUACCUAUCAUUCCUGGCACUAAGGGUAGACGAAUUGUUGUAGAAACAAAUCACUUAUCUUUGAAUUUAGGUAAAUUGAAGUCAGCUAUACAUUACGAUGUGAAUUUGGUUCCUGAUCUACCAAAGAAUCUUCUUCGGAGUGUUGUUGAAGCAUUUCGAAGGAAACAUUAUAGUAAUCGUUAUCCCGCCUUUGACGGCAGAAAAAAUCUUUAUAGUUCGAACCCAUUGCCUUUUGGAGAAUUUAUUGAAGACGAAAUUGUCAUUCAGGAUACAGAAGGCAGAGAAAAGAAAUUUAAAGUUGAAAUUAAAUUUGCCAAUAAAGUCGAUUUGACACCUUUGCAUGACCUACUAAAAAAUAAUGAAACCCCAAGAGAGGCACUGCAGGUUAUCGACAUUGUUUUACGAAGUGCCCCGGCACAAACCUGUAUCCCUGUUGGUAGAAGUUUCUUUGUGAAGCCUAGAACAAUAAUAGAUUUGGGAGAGGGCAUGGAGAUGUAUAAUGGUUUUUAUCAAUCUGCGAUAAGAGGAUGGAAACCAUUUCUGAAUGUAGAUGUUGCCCAUAAAGCUUUUCCUAAAAACAGUAAUUUGCUUGAUGUUUUACCAGAAUUGUUCGACAGUUAUUAUCAGCCGUUCAAGAGGGAAGACCUUGCUAGACCAUUAUCUAGAUAUCAGUUAGAGACACUGGAUAAGUUCAUUAAAACUUUAAAGGUGUCUUAUGAAAUACCUGGUCAUGCAGCAUCACGAAGAGUAUUCCGUGUUAAUGGAAUAGACACGGCUUCAAAGGACAAAACGUUCCCAAUGGAUAGUGGAGAGCAGAUAACUAUCGAAAAAUAUUUUGAAAGAGUUAAAAAUUACCGAUUGAGAUAUCCCCAUUUGCCAACAUUAUGGGUGGGGGCCCGACAACGUGAGAACAAAAUUCUCUUGCCUGUGGAGUUAUGUACUCUGGAGGACGGCCAAGUUAUAAGGAGAAAAAUGACUGAGAAUCAGACAAGUAAAAUGAUACGACAUGCCGCAACCAGUACAUCCGUACGAAAAGACAAAAUUAUGACUGCAUUACAUCAAGCUAAUCAUAAUUCUGAUCCAACUGUUAGAGAAUUUGGCUUUUCUAUUGGAAAUCAAUUCGAGACAUUAGACGCUCGAGUUCUUAAACCACCGGCUUUAGAAUAUGCAAAUAGAAAAACCGUGCAACCUAGCAAAGGUGUGUGGAGAGGGGAAAGCUUUUAUGCAGGGGUAACUAUUAAUAGGUGGACUAUAGCCUGCGUGGACAGAAGACCUCCAAGGCCAAAUGAUCUUUCAAAUUUUGCAGAGCAGAUUUUCAGGAAUGCUGCUUCUAGUGGAAUGAAUAUCACCUCACAAGCUGAAAAACCAUUUGAUCACAUUGGCGGUUCCCAGAGUAUUCACGAUAUAAGAAAGUAUUUUCAAGUAAAGAGAGAAAAGAAAUACGAUGUUAUUUUUAUCAUUGUACCCAAUAGUGGACCCCAAUAUUCUUUUGUUAAAACAGCUGCAGAGAUAAAUGUUGGCUGUUUAACACAAUGCAUCAAAAUUAGAACACUGGGUAAAAUGAAUCCACAAACUGCUAUUAAUAUUCUUUUAAAAGUCAAUAGUAAACUAAAUGGAACCAACCACAUUUUAUUAAAUCGACCACCAAUUAUGAGUAGACCAUGUAUGAUAAUGGGGGCAGAUGUAACACAUCCAGGUCCUGAAGCUAAAGAUAUCCCAAGUGUUGCUGCUGUGACGGCUUCUCAUGACCCCAAGGCUUUCCAGUAUAACAUAUGUUGGCGAUUACAACCACCGAAAGUUGAAAUUAUAGAAGAUUUGGAAGCCAUUGCGAGAGAACAGUUACUUUAUUUUUAUACAAAAACGAGAGUUAAACCCGAGAGAAUAGUAUUUUUCAGAGAUGGCGUUUCCGAAGGUCAGUUUGCUCAAGUCAUGCAUGCUGAGAUUAGAGCUAUAAGAUCGGCUUGUAAAAAACUUCAAGCAGAUGGAUACGAACCAUCCAUCACUUUUCUAGUUGUGCAAAAACGUCACCAUACCCGGCUCUUCCCCACAAAUCCAAGAGAUUCGGAGGAUAGAAAUAUGAAUGUGCCUGCUGGUACUUGCGUUGACACUACAAUUACUCACCCUUUUAUGCAAGAUUUCUACUUGGUUUCCCAUGCAAGUAUCCAAGGUGUAGCAAAACCCACAAAAUAUUGUACCCUGUGGGAUGACAAUAAAAUGAGUAAUGAUGACAUUGAGGAAUUAAGUUAUUACUUAUGUCAUAUGUUCACCAGAUGCAAUCGUUCUGUGAGUUAUCCGGCACCCACCUACUAUGCGCAUUUAGCGGCUGCUAGGGCAAAGGUUUAUAUUGAAAACGAAAGAUUGAAUAUGGAUCAAUUGCAAAGAGAAUUUGCCAGAUUCCAAAUACAGGAUGUAAUACGGAAAGAUUUGCCUAUGUUCUUUGUUUAAAUAUGAAUAAUAAAUGCUGCUAUAGAGAUAUUAAAGCAUUUAUUAAUUAAUAUCACCUAUUGUUUUUUGUUUUGUAUUAUUUGCUUUAUGUAUCCAGAAUUUUAAGCCAUUAAUAUGCUUAUACACUAUCAUUAAAAAUAUAAUAAUAGCUUUUAUGUUAAUCUUGUAUUCAACUUUUUAUUAUAAUCAGUUUUUUUUUGAAGGUGUAAUAUAAUAUAUUCAUAUUAGUGCUUUUUUCGAAGAGCCCUUUAUUUUUAUUUUUAAUAAGGAAUUAAAUGCUUUUAUUUAGUUGUUUGCACUGCUUAGGGUUAUCCAUUCCAGAUGUAACAGUUUGUAUUAACUAAUAAAAAUGUUAAAGGACCAAA